AUGCGGGGCCGGCGGCGGAUUUCAUCACCGCGCACCACGCCCGCCCCUCCGCGCCCCGGAUGCGCCGGCCCCCCCGCACCGGGCUCGGCGCGCCCAUCCCCGCGCCGCGGGCCGCCCCCCGCAAUGCCCCGCAGCCCCGCGCGGGGCCCUUUAAGAGCCCGGGGCCGGGCCCGCAUAAAAGGCGCCCGCGGGGGUGGGUCGGGCGCGGGCGGGAAGAUGGCAGCGGUCGCAGCCGGGGCGGGGGCCGCGCCGGCCCAGCAGCAGGGAGAGGCACCGCGGCGGCGCAGGGCCCACAAAGAGGUGCUGGUGGCUGUGCCCCUGGGCAAGCACCCGCUGCAGAACAGGUGGGCGCUGUGGUUCUUCAAGAAUGACAAGAGCAAGAUGUGGCAGGCCAACCUGCGCCUGGUCACCAAGUUCAGCACCGUCGAGGACUUCUGGGCGCUGUACAGCCACAUCCAGCUGGCCAGCAAGCUGACGUCAGGCUGUGACUACUCCCUCUUCAAGGACGGGAUCGAGCCCAUGUGGGAGGACAACCGGAACAAGUGUGGCGGGCGCUGGCUCAUCACACUGGCCAAGCAGCAGCGGCACACCGAGCUUGAUCACUUCUGGUUGGAGACCCUGCUGUGCCUCAUCGGGGAGUCGUUUGACGAGUACAGCAGCGAGGUCUGCGGCGCUGUCAUCAACAUCCGUGCCAAGGGCGACAAGAUCGCGGUGUGGACCUGCGAGGCCGAGGACCGCGAGGGCGUCACCCACAUCGGGCGCGUGUACAAGGAGCGCCUGGGCCUGUCUUCCAAGGUUGUCAUCGGCUACCAGGCCCACGCGGACACGGCUACCAAAAGUGGCUCCCUCACCAAGAAUAAGUUUGUGGUGUGAGGCCGGGCGGGCCCUCAAUGAAAGCACUGCAGCCA
Messenger RNA from Alligator mississippiensis (American alligator), 908 nucleotides. It is a transcript of the gene EIF4E1B, whose product is annotated as eukaryotic translation initiation factor 4E family member 1B. Gene Ontology annotation, biological process: translational initiation. Lineage: Eukaryota; Metazoa; Chordata; Crocodylia; Alligatoridae. Bases 1 to 873 code for a protein of 290 amino acids. The transcript has 7 exons. Gene Ontology annotation, cellular component: cytoplasm; eukaryotic translation initiation factor 4F complex. The record is from RefSeq and is a predicted model, not a curated record. Gene Ontology annotation, molecular function: RNA 7-methylguanosine cap binding; translation initiation factor activity.